AGCAUUUGACAAGUCACAUUUUUAAUAUCAAGUGUAACAUAAUCCUACAGGAAUUGCCCCUAUAUUCAUACGUUUGUUUAUUCUAGACGUUCAAGUGGUGUCUACCAGAGCAUUAAAAGCCAUACAGUUAUAAAUAUCAACAAGUUUGUCUAGUUUAUCCAGUGCAACUACUGUUAAUUACGUGUGACACUUCAUCUUCCACUACACAGAUCACUACAAUCUUACCACAUCAUAGCUCCAUAAAAUAAACUGAUUAUUCUCUACAAAUGUCCGAUUGGAUUUCUACAUUUCCUGGUUAUAAACAAGUACUAACCACUGCGAAAAAGACAUUUGGCAGGAUAAUUCGAACUGGACCUGUGCCCAAACAUGUUGGUAUAAUCAUGGAUGGUAACAGACGAUAUGCCAAGUCUCACAAUCUUGAAAUCAAAGAAGGACAUUCUCUUGGAUUUGAUUCCAUGGCUUCAGUACUAGAAUUAUUGUACGAAUCAGGAGUUGAAUGUGCCACAGUGUAUGCCUUCUCGAUUGAAAAUUUUAAACGACUGACAGUUGAAGUGAAGUGGCUUAUGGACUUGGCCAAAUCUAAAUUCAGGCAAAUUAAUAAUCACGGGGAAUUAUGUGAAGAAUACGGUGUCAAAGUGAGAAUAUUGGGUAAUAAAUCUUUGUUACCAGAUGACGUGUUGGAAAUAUUGAAUGAAACUGAAGAAAUCAGUAAGAACAAUACCAGAGCCGUAUUGAAUGUGUGUUUCCCGUAUACUUCUCGAGAUGAAAUCACCCAUCUGGUAAGAGAAACUGUCAGGGAGUGUAUGGGAAACCCGAAUAUGAUAAUCAACGAACAAACACUAGAUGAUCACCUUUAUACCAAAGAUUCGCCAAAGCUUGACUUGUUGGUGAGAACUUCUGGCACUUUUAGACUUUCUGACUUUUUAUUAUGGCAAUGUGUAUCUCCAGAUUGUGCUAUAGUGUUUAUCGACAAGUUAUGGCCAGCAUUUCGUCCGUGGGACAUGGCGAAAAUCUUAAUUAAUUGGGGAUUUAACAAAUAUUGGUAUGGUGGUCAUGCCAACGGAUAUCCUCAUGCAUAUAAAAGAAUAAAACAUGAUGAAGACGACGAUGACGAAGAAGAAGAAGAAGAAGUUAAUGGAAUGUUGGAAGCUAAUGGAGUAUCAGAAACUAAUGGAAGUAGUGGAUUCAAAAGAUAUGACGCAGAACAAUAGAGUAUAUAGAAAGGUCAUAAUAGACUAAAGCGGAAACCAAAAAAAAUAUCUUGGUCAUAGUUAAUAGCAUAAUAUUUUAAUCCUUAUCUAAUUUGGAAAAGUUAACACGUAGACUGCAAACAUUAGGGGGGAUACAUUAUAUUAGAUAUUGCCAGGUGGCUGUUUCC
Spathaspora passalidarum NRRL Y-27907 is the source of this 1378-nucleotide messenger RNA. RefSeq names its product ditrans,polycis-polyprenyl diphosphate synthase (gene RER2). Gene Ontology annotation, molecular function: ditrans,polycis-polyprenyl diphosphate synthase [(2E,6E)-farnesyl diphosphate specific] activity. Gene Ontology annotation, cellular component: dehydrodolichyl diphosphate synthase complex; membrane; lipid droplet. The transcript has a single exon. Bases 267 to 1211 code for a protein of 314 amino acids. The record is from RefSeq and is a predicted model, not a curated record. NCBI's taxonomy places the organism in Eukaryota, Fungi, Ascomycota, Pichiomycetes, Serinales, Debaryomycetaceae.